Molecule: messenger RNA, 4622 nt
Organism: Schistosoma spindalis
Lineage: Eukaryota; Metazoa; Platyhelminthes; Trematoda; Strigeidida; Schistosomatidae
Source: the annotation of a GenBank genome assembly
GCACAAUUCGUCCCUCAUAACUUGAAGGCGCUAGUGUUAGUGGGUCGUGAAUAGAAGUAUUUUUACUGUCUGCAAUCAAGCGUAUUGAUAAUUCUGACCAUUACCGUUAUUUUUGUUCUUCGAGGAAAGAUUCUAGAAAAACUUGAUGUCGGUAUUAUUCAUUUUUGUUGUAUCGCAAGUUGAGGUAUAUCUCUCUGUUUUUGCUAUUUUUCAGUCAUACACCAUGUUCUCGGUUGUUGAUCGCAUGGUGAUAAUUAUAGCACAUGUACAAAAUUCCGUUGUUCAGAAUGUUUUGUAGUUCAUUGAUUUGGAAGCAAGCAAUGAUAUACAUCCAGAUUCUCAUCGGCGAGUUGGUUGUGUUUUUCUGAAGGUUUAAUAAACUCUCGGUUAUUAUAUGUUAGGUAUAAGCAGUUCUCUGACAGAUAGAAGUUUUGACACUUGUCCUUAAAGCAAAACUGUUUUUUAAUAGUGCUUUUGCACUCAUUUGACAAACGUACAUUAAAUAAGCCUAAACUCACCGUUUGUUAAGUGUGCUAGAACCUAGAAAAUAAGUCAGUUCACGUAUUCAACGGUCGCUUGACUGUGACUUUGAAGAGGUGUAAACUUCAUAUUUGAAGUUCACAAAGUAAUUGCAGUUUAGAACUGAAACCGUGGAUGACAUUUGUCAAGAUCAAUCUCAGUUAUAAGAAUGUAUUCAUCAUGUUCUACCCUGUAAGUCUGAAGUUUCGAAUAACCAUUUUGAGGAUUAUUUUGCAAUUUUUGUAGAAUAUUUCAGUGACACGAAACAUCUAGGUCAUUUAUAAGGUAUGAUGAUACCUCGGCACGUGGAUAAAUCAGAUGGUAGUGUGUGUUAAAGACGGGUGUUUAGACCUGUCCUUGGUAAACAGGUAAUGUCGGUUAUUUGGUUAAUUAAGACAAAAGUACACCUAAUUGGAGUUCAUCAGUAGCUUUUAAUUUUUUGAUUAAAUCCCUGACGACCCGUUGCUUUCUGUUAAGAUAUCUCUUAUUAUGAACCAGCUAUUCUUAUUGUUUAGUAUUCAUUCGACAUUCCACAUAACUCGAUUAAUUCCCGAGUCAGGAUAUGAUGUAACAGGAACGUAAUCAAAUUCCCAAAACUAUGGUUUGGUAAAAGUGAGAAUCACAAUAAAUAGUACAGUUCAAAAGAAGAGAAUAAACCCUAGAAACAAUUAGUAUGAAAUGAUGGUAAAACUCACUAUUCGUUGGAAGACGAAAAAUGAAUAGAUCUGUGCAGCUACAGACAAAUGAAAACUAUAUUUCUUGAUUACUUCAAUCAUGUGUUGCUAUUACUUCGUGAACUUCAUGAAAAUUACGACGUACACUACAACCAUCAUAUAUUAAUGCGUUGAUUAGCCUUAUAUUCUAAUCAUUUCAUAUGAAUCGUUGAAGUUACUUUCCAUUACUUUAACAACGAACUUAAAAAUACCCUAUUUGUAGUAUUCAAAAUUUAUUAAAUAUUUAUUUGAGUAGGUAGAUUCUUGAUCUAGGUUUUAUUGCUUUUCUCACUGUUUCUGUUGCAUUUCGCUUUCUUAAAGGUGGUUUCAGAGGGAACUGUUUGGUUGAUCCACUGACACGAUUAUUCUUUAGGACAGCAUGCGCAGAAGGGUUUUGCAUCAUUUAUUCUGGCGAAAAAAUAAACUGUUGCCUCUGGGAUUAGUGUGUUUUGGACUCCUAUUCAUUAUGUGGAUAAACAUAGAUAAACUUGACAAUGAAAGUAAUCAAAUCUUACCACGUGCACCAAGUCGUAAUCAAUUAAAAUAUCAAGAUGAGUCUCAUAAGAAUAAUUCACUUACUGAGAAUCGUCUAAAGAUACCUCAAUUUCCGAACGCUCGUCCACAUCCUCCGAUCGACAAAGAUUUGGGUCAUGAGAAUGAGAAACGCCGAUCUGUCGAUGACGAACACGGUGAAAAUCGUUUGCCUGAUAUUGUGCCGCCUGUUAAUGAGGAAAAUAAUGUUCUUGUGCAACCUGACUACAAGGAAAAGUCUGGAAUUAUCGGCGGUCAUGAACCUGUUGAAAGCAGUCGUUCAGAUAAACUAUCAGCUAUAGCCAAGUUAGGGUUAUCUCCUAGUUCUCCUCCUCCAAAAAGUGACGAAUACUCAACAGGUCCAGGUGAAGGUGGUAAAGCAUAUACAAUAAAGCGUGAAGACUUAUCACCAGCUGAACAGUUAAUAUUCGAUAAGGGUUGGGAAGAUAAUGCCUAUAAUCAAUAUGCUAGCGAUCAAAUUAGUGUGAGACGAUAUUUACCAGACUAUAGAGAAGGAACGUGUAAAGUCGAUAAAUAUGGAAGCAAUCUGCCCUCAGCAUCAAUUAUAAUUUGUUUUCAUAAUGAAGCUUGGUCAGUAUUAUUACGUUCAGUACAUUCGGUGAUAGAUCGAUCUCCACCAAAUUUGUUAAAGGAAAUUAUACUUGUUGACGAUUUCUCUGAUCGUCCUCAUCUUAGAGAAGCACUAGAAGAAUAUAUGGGAAUGUUAAAUAUUGUCAAAAUUGUUCGUACUAAACGACGUGAAGGAUUGAUUAGAGCAAGAAUGAUUGGUGCAGAACACAGUACUGGGAAAGUGCUCGUGUUUCUAGAUUCUCAUAUUGAAUGUACCACAGGUUGGCUUGAACCCCUUUUAGAUCGUAUUGCUUACAAUUCGUCAAUUGUUGUUGUUCCCGUAAUAUCGACUAUAAGUGAUAAAACGUUGAAGUAUAAUUUUCUUAAGGCGGCUCAUGUUCAAGUUGGUGGAUUUGAUUGGAGCUUAACAUUCCGAUGGCAUGAACAAACUGAACGUGACAAAAAUCGACCUGGUGCACCAUAUUCACCUGUUAGAUCACCAACCAUGGCAGGUGGUUUAUUUGCUAUAAGUCGUGAGUAUUUUAAUCAUCUUGGGAAGUAUGAUUCUGGUAUGGAAAUAUGGGGAGGUGAAAAUUUGGAACUGUCAUUCAAAGUUUGGAUGUGUGGUGGUAGUUUAGAAACUGUCGUGUGCAGUCUUGUUGGACAUAUUUUCCGUGGUCGUUCACCAUACAAAUGGAAUAUUAAUGUGAAAGAUCCUUUGAAAAGAAAUCUACUCCGUUUGGCUGAUGUUUGGCUUGAUGAUUAUAAAAGAUUUUAUCAUGCACGUAUUGGAUUUAACACUAUUGAUUUUGGAGAUGUUUCAGAACGUAAAGCCUUAAGAGAAAAACUGAAAUGUCACUCAUUUGAUUGGUAUUUAACUAAUGUUUAUCCUGAAUUAUUUGUUCCUUCGAAAGCUUUGGCUUCUGGUGAUAUUGAAAGUGCUGCUGGUCCACACUGUUUGGAUUCACCGACUCCUCGUAGUGGAGAUAAAAAGCAAACUAUUAUCAAAAUAUGGCCAUGUCAUAAACAAGGUGGCAAUCAAUUUUGGUUAUUAUCACCUAACAAUGAAAUUCGACGUGAUGAUUUUUGUUUUGAUUCUGGUAUGAAAAACAAUACCAUUGGCUUAUAUCGUUGUCACGGUGGACAGGGUAAUCAAAAGUUUACUUAUGACGAAGACGAUACUAUUCGUCAUCAAGGACAAUGUUUAGAGAUCAAUAUUGAAAAAUCCAGUGUUCACCUUACCUCAUGUACUGGAUCGUUAAAGCAACAAUGGAAAUUUAAUCGCAAACCGUAUAUGCCAACCGCUAAAGAUUUUAAUCGAUUUUAAUAUUGACUGAACACAUUGGAAUAAUUACCAAUCUCUUAUUUCGUGUUCAACUACUUAAUGUGUAUAUAUAUCUAUUAACAUGUCUUUCCUUAGUAGAUGUACAAUCUGUUUGAACAAAUGUUUUGUGAAUAGAAUGGAAAGUACACAAAUAUUGUAUUAUGCUACCAAUUUAUUUUUUGUUUUUUUUUGUGUGUUUUCAAGAUCCGAUGUGUAAAUUGGUUAAGUCUACUAGUGAUAACAUAUCAUUCUCAUUUUUUUACAAAUUUGUUUAUCUGUGAUAACAAUUAUGUAAUAUUUAUAUGAAUAUGUGAAGAAUUACAAUCAAUAAAAUGAACAAACAAACAGCCAAGAUAGAUCACCAGUUUGAGUUCAAUUUUUUUUAUAUUCACUAAUGUGCCUUUCUCAUGGUGUUUGGUUAUUUCUCAUUAAUAAGAUUAAUGAUAUGUAAUUGAAUGUAUGAAUAAACAAUGCUCAAUAUUUUGUUUACUUGUUAUCUACCCCUCAACUUUAUGGUUGUUAUUCCAUAGAACGAUGGUUUGUUUUCAAAGUGUAUUUUAGUCUAUUUUUCAUUACAAAACUCUUUUGUUUCCGUUCACAACUAUUUUUCCCAUCCUAUGAAUUAUGAGGCUGUUGCACAAUCAUCUUUCACGUUCAUUUCAGAUACAUAUAUAUGUAUAUAUAUAUAUAUAUAUAAACAUGGAGAAAUGAUUGUAUUACCCUUGUUGUUGUUUUAUGUAUCAAAUUAAUUUAUUUCAUUUUAUUCUUUAUCCAUUAAAACAAACUGUAUGUAAGUGCCUAUUGAGAGUUGAGACGUGAAUUUCCCUUGAUGAUAGUCAUUAUUCUUUUGAGUUAUUUUAUAAACUUCUCUAGAGUAACCAAAAUCGUUAUGAAACAAUGUGACCAUGAUCUUAAGUUUUGUUUUACAUAUUUCGUUUUCUCUCGAAUUAAUUAUUUUAUAACUG